Messenger RNA from Aspergillus japonicus CBS 114.51, 345 nucleotides. RefSeq lists its product as uncharacterized. NCBI's taxonomy places the organism in Eukaryota, Fungi, Ascomycota, Eurotiomycetes, Eurotiales, Aspergillaceae. The coding region runs from base 47 to 328 and encodes 93 amino acids. The record is from RefSeq and is a predicted model, not a curated record. The transcript has a single exon.
CUACUUCAACCAGAUCCAAUCUCUUGUACAAUUCCAAUCCAGCACAAUGCCUCACAAAGUCAGCGACUCGACCUCCUCUCUGUCCAGCAGUGGCAGCAGCGGGAACGGGGUGGUCGUGACGGACAUGCGAGGUAUGAGUGGAUCUUAUCUCCGUUGCAACCCUUGUCCCAUCGUCCUCAUAAAUUCGAGAACUAACCACAAAUCCCCCGAACUAGGCUCGCAUGCUGGUCCCCGUCGAACCCAAGCUCCCGUCAUUAUCCACAACCAGGGAGGACAAAUCUACGAUGAGACGAGACCUUCCGACUGGGAUAAGCAACGGUGGAAGUGAAAGUAUUCCUUCCUGUG